This is a messenger RNA of Salvia splendens (bonfire salvia), 706 nucleotides long. RefSeq lists its product as uncharacterized. NCBI's taxonomy places the organism in Eukaryota, Viridiplantae, Streptophyta, Magnoliopsida, Lamiales, Lamiaceae. Bases 1 to 615 code for a protein of 204 amino acids. The record is from RefSeq and is a predicted model, not a curated record. The transcript is spliced from 2 exons.
AUGGAUUGGUUUCGGCAGAUAACUGUUGUGUAUUUAACCAAACUCGGCGUGCAUGCUGAACAUGGCUUCCACGAAACGGCAUCUUCUCAUAGAUUCGCGGUGGAGACACUUCACAACGUGCGCCACUUUCUAAGUGGCCAAGAUACGACAGAACAUCCGGCUUUGGGAACCAUUUCGAGGAUGAUUGAAGAAGGACUGCGGAUAUCCGGAGAGGCUGAGCGGAUGGACUACCGUCCUUCGCAGCGCUCUGCAAUGGACGUGGACGUACCCGUAAGGCAAAAGGCAAAACGACGAACCAAAAAGAAAACCGCCUGCGGAGAGUCGUCAUCUCAGCCCGUACACCGCUCCGAUGACGAUUUUGUGGAACCACCUCCACCUACAUCUGCAGUUCGAGGCCGUCAUUCUGUCAGCCACACCGGUGGUACCGGCGACGACAUUGGCCUCAGUGAUGUCCCCACUUCUCCACCGCGGUCGUCUGUGCAAGAUGACAUUUUUGGGGUGGAUCUAGAGAACGCUGUUGUUCAAGAUACUCCUCCCUCAAGGAUCCCUAGAUCUACAUCCAAAAUUGGGAAGGGGAUACGGGGUUUGUUUAUGCGGAAACGGCGAGAUGAUUAAACUAAUUUGAUACUUUGUAUUGAUAUUGGUUGUUUUUCAUUGAUUUGAACUCGUUAUAUUAGACGAUUUGAUCCUCUUUUUACACGUAUUC